AUGGCAGUACCAAGCAUCUUCUCCAGACCAUUGCAUUUGAUUUUCUUCAUCUACUUUUUGAGUCACAUUCCAAUCACUAUCAUGAUUGACUCUCAACCUCUCUUGGUUGAUAAGAUCCCACAACUCUAUCCACCAAUCAUUAAACAAAUUUUGAAUGAUCACUGGUUAGAACCAUUCCAAGACAAGUUGAUGGUUGUCUUCCCAGUUUGGUUUGCUAGUUUUACAGUUUGUGAAGUCUUUUUGCAAUUCCCAUUCUUCUUCUUUGCUUGUUAUGCCUUCAUUGCUGGUAAGAACUGGAUCCGUAUUCCAUCAAUUAUUUAUGCCACACACGUUAUGACUACACUCGUUCCAAUUAUGAGUGCCUUCAUAUUUGAUCCUGCUUUCCUUAAUCACAAUCCAGUCUUGUUGGCUACCUAUUCUGUCUACUUUAUCAUUCCACUCUUGUUAUUGUUGAAUAUGGUUCUCUACACUAAUCCAUUCAAUUAUGAGGAAAAGAAGAUCAAGAAGCAAUAA
Naegleria gruberi is the source of this 513-nucleotide messenger RNA. RefSeq lists its product as uncharacterized. The coding region runs from base 1 to 513 and encodes 170 amino acids. The record is from RefSeq and is a predicted model, not a curated record. The transcript has 2 exons. Lineage: Eukaryota; Heterolobosea; Eutetramitea; Acrasida; Naegleriidae. Gene Ontology annotation, cellular component: endoplasmic reticulum.